Molecule: messenger RNA, 5559 nt
Organism: Archocentrus centrarchus (flier cichlid)
Lineage: Eukaryota; Metazoa; Chordata; Actinopteri; Cichliformes; Cichlidae
Gene: tbc1d25
Product: TBC1 domain family, member 25
Exons: 7
Coding region: 119-2716 (865 amino acids)
Biological process (GO): regulation of autophagosome maturation; activation of GTPase activity
Cellular component (GO): autophagosome
Molecular function (GO): GTPase activator activity
Source: RefSeq, a predicted model, not a curated record
AUCGCCAACUAUAGGAACUCGGCUAGUGCCACCUCUAUCAUGUUAUUGAACAUCAUGUCUGUGUAGAAGUAAAACAAAAGUCGGCAGAACCAUCCUGUUCCGAAACGGAGUCUUUAAGAUGGAAGGCGAGGAGGAGAGGGGUGUUGUUCGUGUCAAAGUCAAGAAAUGUGAUGGGGCACUUCCUGUGGAGUUUCGCUCCUUUGCUGUUGAUCCCCAGAUAACAUCACUGGAGGUCUUGCAGCACAUACUUAUCAGAGCCUUUGAUCUGAAUGGGAAGCGGAAUUUCAGCAUCAGUUACCAGUCCCGCGAUCGCAGUGGUGCUGAAAUGUAUCUGUCUCUGGUGUCUGACUGGGACUUGGAUUUUGCAUUUGUCAGUGCAGCCAGACCAUUUCUGCAGCUCAAGAUGGACAUAAAGCCUUCAGAGGACAGUCCUGUUUUGGAGGACUGGGACAUCAUAAGCCCCAAAGAUGUGAUUGGCUCUGAGCAGCUUCUUACAGAGAGGACUAGGUCUUUGGCAUCUGCAGCUCUUCCCUUCACGCAGUCUCUACUGUCCCAGGUGGGCAGGACCCUGAACAGGGUCCAGCAGGCCUUGAGCUGGUCUUACGGGGAGGAGAUCAAGCCUUUCAAGCCCCCUCUGAGUGACGCUGAGUUUCACAGUUACCUUAAUGGACAGGGUCAGUUGACCCGGCCUGAGGAACUCAGACUGCGAAUUUACCAUGGUGGUGUGGAGCCUUCACUGCGGAAGGUGGUUUGGCGUUACCUCCUGAACGUCUACCCAGAUGGACUGAGCGGACAGGAGAGAAUGGACUACAUGAAAAAGAAGACGAGGGAGUAUGAUCAGCUAAAGAGAGAGUGGACAGCCCGGGUCAGCCAUGAGGACCUUGAAUUUAUCCGUGGGAAUGUUCUCAAAGAUGUCCUGAGGACGGACCGGGCUCAUCCAUACUAUGCAGGCUCAGAGGACAGUCCACAUUUGACUGCCCUCACAGACCUACUCACCACAUUUGCCAUCACUCAUCCACAGAUAUCCUACUGUCAAGGCAUGAGUGAUAUUGCCUCCCCUAUACUUGCUGUAAUGGACAACGAGGCGCACGCCUUCAUUUGCUUUUGUGGCAUCAUGAAACGCUUAGAAGGAAACUUCCGGCCAGAUGGGCAGCUCAUGUCUAUUAAGUUCCAGCAUCUAAAGCUGCUUCUGCAGUACUCAGAUCCUGAAUUCUACUCUUAUCUGGUGUCCCGAGGAGCUGAUGAACUCUUCUUCUGCUACCGUUGGCUUCUUCUUGAACUUAAGCGAGAGUUUGCAUUUGAUGACGCUCUGAGGAUGCUGGAAGUUACUUGGAGCUCUCUGCCCCCAGAUCCUCCUGAAACCGAAGUGGAGCUUCUGGGGCCACCCCUGGAAGCUGAUGAAACGAUGUUCUGCAAUGUUAAGGACAAGACGGUUGAGAACUGCCUCCGAGAUGAUAAGGAACAAAAAGAGAAGCAGCGUAGACGGCACAUGCUGCGGCCUUCAAGAGAAGAACCAGACAUGAACAUAAAUGCUGUCAUUGAAGAAAUAGACAGGCAAAAUGUGGGCACUGGAAAAGGACAUGAGGGUGGUGAAUGUGAUGAUAAUCAGGUGACCGUGCAAAAGGCAGAGGGUUCUCACUUUGAGAGGCAGGCUAGUUUUGGGGAGUUUAAAUACUAUACUGCCCGAAAUGAAGACAGCUUUGAUAUGGAGGAUUGUGAACAGCAUCCUCCAUAUCAACAGGAUUUGGUGACUUCUGAGUCAGUAACGAGCAUCUCAAGGCGCCAGUCCACGAUUGACAGUGAGGAGGACCCAGGAGAGCAAACACCUCUAAUUAAAAACUGUGACAGUACUGUCUCUCCUCUGUUCCCAAGCAACCAACCAGUCUGGAAAACCGGCUCCUCUGUCUCUCCCUUAUCUUCAGCAUCACCAUCUAGUUGGCCUGGUAUUUCUCUAGACUCUCCUCCAAAAUCCACAUCACCAUGCACAACCGAUGAAAUUGAACCCUUACCAAGAACUGGCCCAAAAGCGUCAGCGUCGUCUACCCAGAUGCUCAGCAGUACACACAUCAGUUCACCCACAACCCCCACUGUAAGAACAUCUGUUGCCUCUCCCUCUCAUACACAAAACAAAUCCCUGCUCUCUUCACCCAUAUUGACCUUUGGAAGAGGAACAUCACUGUCUGGUUCCAGGUUAUCCUCCAACAAUCUCCCCUCACCUGGCAACAAAUCUCCCAGCACCACAGCUAACACACCCAGUUCUCUGAAAGCUGAGACCGCUAGCAUUAAACCGUGUUCCUUGCCACCUCCUCAGGAGUUUGGUAAAGGCAACCCCUUCAUGCUGUUCCUGUGUCUGUCCAUCCUGCUGGAGCAUCGAGACCACAUCAUCAAGAACAGCUUGGAUUACAAUGAGUUAGCCAUGCACUUUGAUCGCCUUGUGCGACGCCACAACCUGGGCAGGGUGCUGCAAAGAGCCAAGGCGUUAUUUGCAGAGUAUUUGCAGAGUGAAGUGUGGGACUCAGAAGAAGGGGAUGAGGUUAGCUCAGACUCCCCAACAACAGCUGCAGCUGCUCAGCACUCCCCAUCUUCAGCAGUCUCUGCCAGACCCUUUUACAGCCCUUUAGCAUCUCCUCAGUCAACAUCUCCAAAUUCAACCUAUAAUUUGGCAACCACCAUUACUUCUCCAGUAGCUCAAGAUUCACUUUCCACCAGUUCCUGAUUCUGUUCUACGUCACUGCCUGCCUUUCCUCAGUGAACUCGUCAGUAGGUUGUGGGAGGUGUAGAUCUUUUAAGGCAGCGUCCCACAUUGAGCUGGGCACUUUAUAAUCUUAUCAUUCUGUCGCUGACUGAAUACAUAUAUUCUUUAAAGUCAGUAUUAUUCCUUGUUCUUGAAGUAGGGAUGAAGGAGCUUCAUAUUUCAUUGGAUUCUGUUCUAAAGUUGAUGAUUCAUGAAACUGUGAUUCAGGAAUUUGUCAGACAGUAAGGCUGUCUGAGUUUUACUAGAACACAACAAUUUAGCCACUUGGUGCAUUUAGCCUAUGUUGCCCUUUUUAUUAUAUUUGUUUACAAGCUGAUUUUCUGUCCAAGAAGCCAUGGAAGUGUCUUAACUAAAACACGAGAGUUAAAUUAAUUACAAACAUGACAGGGGUGGUUUCUUGAAAUCUAGACUCAAGUCAUUGCUUUCAUCCAUCCAAAGUACACUAGCUGCUAUAUGAUUGCCAUGAUUUUUGUGUAUUUUGUUCUUGUUUUUUAAUAACCCUGAAUGUGACUCAGCUACUGGUACAUUUUGCUUUCAGUUGCUCAUAAAAUAAAGGCCCAAUACGAAUGUCGGCCUGUGUCCCUAAAAAUGUAAUCUGAUUCUCUACAUGAAUCAUACGGGAACUGGAAACAUUCUUAAAACAGGGAUGCAAUUUUAAAAUUAUUAGAGGAACUUAAUAUUACCAUCAGCUGCUAGCUAACUUUGGCCAUUCAGCAUAGGCCACUGCUUUGAAAGCUAGCAAGGAGUUGCUUGCUAACUAUGUAGUUAGCAUGUUAUUACCCAGCUUUUGGCAUCUUUAAAAAGAAAAUUGCAAAAGAUGCACAAUGCAGCAAAUGGCAUCCCAUGCUUGAGUCGAUUCCUGCGUGUCAGAAGCAGGUUGUCCUCUAAUACACUGAAUUGAGACAACUAGUUGUGAACUGGUGCCAUACAAAUAAUAUUGAUUUGAAUUGAAAAAAUACUUUGCAGUGAGUGAUCACACUUAAAACAUGACCAUAGCUGCAUAUGUAUUGGCCAGUAGUUCCUAAUAGAAUGACUGUGCUCCAGAUGGACGGGUUUAUUUACAAAUAAAUACUUUAUAGGUAAACUAAUACAGCAUGGAGUCGCGAGACUAGCUCUCCAUUACCUCUUGAUCUCCAAAAUGAAUAGAACACACUACCCUAUGCUGAAGAACACAAGAUAGAGGGGUAGGUCCUGAUGGUGGAAUUGAGAUGGGGCCACCAUCUCUGAUCCAGCCACUGGCAGCAUCUCCUCAAACCAUGUUAGUGGUUGCAAUGCUGUAUAAAUCAGUGUGGUUUUAGACCGCCUUCUACAAAUACUAAUUUGUCUCCCUAUGCUGGACAUUAAAACUACAUCAGUAGUAAAGUACUGUACACUGUGUAAUGCUUUUAUGGAGAUAUGUUUCAUUUUAGCACUUUGGUUAUUGCUGUUUCCCAAAGACCAUUUUUCUUCUUUUCAGUUUUCCAGUUUUAAAGAAACAUGGAGACAUUUGUCUAAAAAGUUCAUGUGUUAUCUGAAUGCAUGUCUCAUGUUUUUUUGUUCUUUUGACUGAGACGGUAGAAACUGAAAUCCAGAUUGUAAAAUAAGUUGUUUUUUUUUCUUUUUAAAUGUAACAAAUAUUAUAAUAGCAUGAUGGGAUAUAAUUUAAUGUAACCUCAUAUGACAGAAAUUAUCAGCCAUGGCAACCUUUUGGUAUAAAAGUGCCUCGUGCUUGAAUUACUAGCCUUGAUUUAAUUCAUUUGUGCUCUGUUCACAUAAUGACAUACAGGCUGAGUGAUAUUUAAAUUACAUCAUUGAUUGAAAUUUUAAAUUUUUAGAACGUCUGAUGUUUCUAAGUGUUGGGGUCUGGCUGGUGAGCUGUGAAUUUUAAGUGUAGUGCAAUACUAACAACAUUAAUCAAACUCUUUAUGGAAGGUGUGAUCAGAGUUUCUGGAAUUGGUCUCUAAAAAUCAAAAUCCUUACCUGAUUUAAAUUUAGUUGAUCACCCAUUCAGGAUCACCUCACUGGAAGUCCUGUUAUGUUUCCUUGUACUUGGGUCUUUGUGCUGCCUGCUGGAUUCUUCAUCCGGGUUUUCAUUUAGCACAUGGAUGAAGUCACAGGGAGGGAAAUAAAGGGCCGGUGUUACGCAAAGAUUAAUUUACAGUUCAAGAUAUACUUCUGGCGGGCUGUUCUAAGAGUUCUUCCUCAGCUCAGAACAUUACAGUGUAAUUCCUCAUUGGCGGCAGAUUCAUGCCCCCAAGGUCAAACUUAUACCCCUGGUCUCAUUCCUCACCUGAUGUGCUGCUUUCAGUUUUUGAAACUGGUUUGAGCUUGAGACCCAGCUGUCAUUGCUGGUGCUAAUCCUUUUUGCUAAUUUUAGGUCAGUCAGAAAGAGAAAUUAUAUUUGCUUUCUGCUCAAGUUUGAGGUCUCUGGUGUGCACAGUUAGAGAUCGAAACAGGACUUCCACUGAGCAACCAAAAAGACAUGCUCAAGGAAGAUGAUUUUGAAUGAGGUUGGUCAAAUGUAAAUUAGGUAAGUUCCUCUUUGUUUUGGACCUCAUUGGAUAUGCCUGUGAAAUCAAAUCUAAUGCAGUGCAAUAGCUCUGAUAUAAAGUCUACUUUCACAAAGCUUAGACAUUUUCUGUUUGUGUUGAUGUGAAAAAAAGAAGCAAUUAUGCUAAUAUUGUGGUCACAAUGGGUGGGGGUGGUGAUGUUCUGCCUUCAUUACAUUCUGCAGGUGAUGUAACUAAUAUUUUCUCCACUCAACAAACAUGAAGGGGGCAAAAUGUACUGUUCAAAACACAUUAAAGGCAAACUUUUAAAUCAGA